This is a messenger RNA of Topomyia yanbarensis, 1525 nucleotides long. RefSeq names its product UMP-CMP kinase (gene Dak1). Gene Ontology annotation, molecular function: UMP kinase activity; ATP binding. The transcript is spliced from 2 exons. Gene Ontology annotation, cellular component: cytoplasm; nucleus. The coding region runs from base 165 to 998 and encodes 277 amino acids. Lineage: Eukaryota; Metazoa; Arthropoda; Insecta; Diptera; Culicidae. Gene Ontology annotation, biological process: 'de novo' pyrimidine nucleobase biosynthetic process; UDP biosynthetic process; CDP biosynthetic process. The record is from RefSeq and is a predicted model, not a curated record.
UCUUCAUUCGUCAAGAUUUUUGCCAAACCAAAGGUUGCGUGCAGGCAGGAUUAAAGAAUUUUUUUUCCGUAAAAAUCUAACUUAAUUCCGGCAAUAGUUUUCGCAACGGAACAAAACGUAAACACUAAUUAAAUUAGCCACCCUUGUAUUUGUGAUAGUUUUGUAUGACUAAUAUUAACCUACUUCAGCUAUUGAGCAACGCCGGUAAGCACCUGAUAACGUUAUCCGUCCGGAACCAGCAGCUACAUUUCGGGUCAUUCUCAGCAUCAACGACUCUUUGUAAUCGAUUCAUUAACCGCAGUAGUGUUGGUGCUUCCGUCAAGCGUACGUUGCCCUCUUUAUCAGUCGUUAGGAGACUCGGUGCAGAUAGGUGCAGUGCGAUCAGCAGAAGUAAAAUGAGCGGGGAUUCGGCGAAACCAAAAGUUGUGUUCGUACUGGGAGCCCCGGGAUCCGGUAAGGGAACCCAGUGCGAAAAAAUAGUGCAGCAUUAUGGCUACACACAUCUGUCUGCCGGAGAUCUGCUGCGGGAGGAGCGUAAUCGGGUCGGUUCCGAAUAUGGGUCGCUUAUCGAGGACAACAUAAAAAACGGACGGAUUGUUCCUGUGGAAAUAACCUGCGCGCUGCUCGAAAACGCCAUGAAAAAGGCUCAGCAGUCUACGGGCAAGGACAAAUUUCUCAUCGACGGGUUCCCUCGGAACGAGGAUAACUUGCAAGGCUGGAACCGCAAGAUGUCCGACAAAGUCCAAAUACAGUUUGUUCUGUUCUUUGAGUGUUCCGAAGAUCAGUGCAUUCAGCGUUGCUUAAAGCGGGGUGAGAGCAGCGGUCGUUCAGAUGAUAAUCUGGAGAGUUUGAAAAAGCGCUUCAACACCUACCUGAACGAUACGAUGCCCAUUGUUGAACAUUAUAAGAAGCUAGACUUAGUGAGAGCCAUCGACGCAAUCGCCGGACCGAAUGAAGUAUUUGAAAAAGUAAAAAUCACGUUCGACGGUGCUAAUUAGAGUAGCGAAUUUGAAGUCACGCUAGAUACAGGUGAACAACAGAACACAGAUCCAUAGAGGCACAAUAUUUUAAUGUUACUGCUGAACUAUAUAAUGAAUAUUACUACUAUAACUAAAACAGUUGUUUCAAAUCAUUCCGUUAAAUACAAAAGGCGUUUUCGAAGAGGUGCUGCGGAACGAAAAUAAAAUUUACAACGGAACGACCUACGAAAACGCCUAAACUGAAUAUUUUUGCAUGACACUUAUGUAGAAGAAAAAUAGUGCUACAACAAUAAUACCCAAUAGAUCAAUUAACACACGGCACUCUGGAAUAUGCAAGAAUAUGGUUGUUUAUCUUGAAACUCGACUCGUUAUCACCAAAGGCGUGGGAGCCAUUUAAAUAAGGUUUAAGGAAUACAAAAAAGGUUGUUCACCUGAAUGAAAAAGCAUGUUGGUACUAUUAUAAGUGUUCAUUAGGCUGAUAUGUGUGAGUAAUGGAAUCUAAACAAAUUAAUAGUCAAAUAAAACCAACGUCGAAUGAAAGAUUA